Messenger RNA from Acytostelium subglobosum LB1, 1632 nucleotides. RefSeq lists its product as hypothetical. Gene Ontology annotation, molecular function: nuclear import signal receptor activity; protein binding. The record is from RefSeq and is a predicted model, not a curated record. Gene Ontology annotation, biological process: NLS-bearing protein import into nucleus. Lineage: Eukaryota; Evosea; Eumycetozoa; Acytosteliales; Acytosteliaceae. The coding region runs from base 1 to 1632 and encodes 543 amino acids. The transcript is spliced from 3 exons. Gene Ontology annotation, cellular component: nucleus; cytoplasm.
AUGAUGACAACAUCAAGUUGGUAUCAGUCUACAACAAUGAGUAGUAGACAUAUUCCAAUGUCAGAUUCGACAGAUAUACUUCCAACAUCAAGUGGAGGAACAGGUGGAGGUGGUGGUCUAGAUGAUUCACAACAAUCAAUACAACAGCAACAACAACAGCAACUGGAUAUUAAUAUGGAUUGUUUGAAUAUUGUAGAGAUGACAGAGGAGUUAAAGAAGAAAUUGGAUCAACUAAAGGCUGGACUGGAGUCGAAUAACAUGUUGGUCAUACUAGACGCAAUUACAAAUGUUAGAUCAAUGACUAUGUUGGGUGGUUUGAAUAACAGUUCCAAUGGCAUGAGCAGUAGCAAUAGCAAUAGCAAUACCAACGGCAACAGCAACGGCAAUGGCGUUGGCAAUGGAGGUGGCAAUAAUGGAUUGAGUCACAGCAAGAAAAUAUCAUUGGAGAUUAUAGACACUAUUGUACAGACAGGCCUGAUAUCAAGGCUGGUGGCACUACUCUCCUUGGACUCACCAGCUCUGUUGUUCGAGGUCAUAUGGACAUUAACAAGUAUAACUAGGGCCAGUGUGGAUUAUGCGACGAUCGUUGUUAAUUCUGGCGCAAUACCACCGCUGAUAAGGAUAAUGGUCAACUCGGAGGAUGAUGUGAUGGAACAAUCAUUAUUUGCAUUGGGCACGAUUGCUGAGAGUUCACCAAUGUUUCGUGAUGCACUACUGCAUCAGACAGAGGUGCUCUCGCUCCUCGUCGGUCUGCUGACACAACAGCCAACCAAGCGUCUGGGAGUACUGCGGUGUGUCAUGUGGACCCUGUCAACACUAUGCGGCGGCAAGCCCUAUCCAUCGUUCGAGAGACUGCGGCCACUGCUACCUCUUCUGUAUAAUAUAUUGGCCAGUGCCAAGGACCAACAGAUACUGGGCGAGGCCCUGAUGUGUCUGUCCUACAUGACACGAGGCAACAAUCAAGAGAUAUCGAUCGUGGCCACUUCAUUCGACUUUGUUCCGAGGAUAUUAGAUUGUAUGAAUGUCUCGACCGACAAGUGUAUAUUAACUCCAGCCAUCAGGACGUUUGGCAACAUCGUAGCGGGCGAUCACAACGUCACAAUGUUGGCAAUGUCCUAUAAUCCACUGCCUACAAUCUAUCGUCUGCUUCAAAACAACGACGCAUCAAUACGCAAAGAGAUGUCAUGGAUUGUCAGCAACAUAGUAGUUGGUGGACCCGAACUAAUCCAACGCGUGGUCGAUGCCAACAUCAUGCCAAUAAUAGUUAACUCACUACAAUACGAUGACUAUGCCAUCAAGAAGGAGUGUCUUUGGAUCAUAUCCAAUCUGAUAGAGUAUGGCAAUGAGGAUCAGAUUAGGUAUCUUGUGGAACUUGGAUGUAUACAGUCUAUUGGACAGAUGAUGUGCCAGGACUUGGAGUUGGUGGUGUUGGCGACGUUCAACAAUAUCAUCACACGAUGUCCAGUGGACAGCAAGCGAUAUAUAGAGAUGAUCAAGGAGUGUGGCGCAUUGGUCUACUUUGAGAACAGGGUCAAGAGUGAUGAAGGCCAACUCUCAAUCUCCUCCAAAGAGGUGUUGAUGAACUUCUUCAAUGCGACAAUCUUUGCCUCCUCAAGAGACACAGACAGUUAG